This is a messenger RNA of Trematomus bernacchii (emerald rockcod), 1199 nucleotides long. RefSeq lists its product as uncharacterized. Bases 86 to 1117 code for a protein of 343 amino acids. Gene Ontology annotation, biological process: response to bacterium. The transcript has 6 exons. The record is from RefSeq and is a predicted model, not a curated record. Lineage: Eukaryota; Metazoa; Chordata; Actinopteri; Perciformes; Nototheniidae.
UGACACACACAAUCAUGAUCAUGUGACUUCAACAUUUGUACUCACUGAAAUACCCAAAAGUUUCCCAACAAGAAACAAUAUCAAGAUGUUGCUGUUAUGGGUAACACUGCUUUUUCUUCAUCAAGGAUAUACGCUGGUUCCAGUGACUACAGUUCCUCUUGGUGAAUCUGUGACCUUCACGUGUGCUCUGCCUACUAUUGAAAUUGGCAGUAAAGAGCUCUACUGGUUCAAGCAAAAUGCUGGAGAGACUCUGACAUUAAUUGUGAAACUGCUCCAAUCUACAAAACCUGAGUCUGCAACACAUUUUUCUCACUCAAGAUUGGAGCUAAAACGCGAUAACAAUUUAAUCACCCUGACGAUUCGGAGUACAAUCCCAGAAGAUGAAGGAAUGUAUCACUGCUCAAUCACAGAGCGUUAUGGACAUCCUGAAUGGAGUGGGACAUAUUUGUUACUGAAAGGAAACACUCGGAGGACUUCAAACUAUUCUGUUCAGUGGCCGACAUUAUCUGAUCCAGCUCCUCCAGGAAACUCGAUGACCCUUCAGUGUUCGGUCCUCUCUAAAUCUGAGAAUAAAACAUGUCCAAGAGACCUCAAUGUGUUCUGGUUCAGAGCCGGUUCAGAUAAAUCUCGUCCUAGCAUCAUCUACACUGAUGGAAGAAGACAAGAUGAAUGUGAGAAGUUACCGGACACUCAGAAGAGUUGCUUCUCAAAGAACUUCAGCUCCUCUGAUGCCGGGACUUACUACUGUGCUGUGGCCUCAUGUGGAGAGAUAUUAUUUGGAGAUGUAACAAAACUGAAAAUUGAGGGGCGAAAUGCAAGCUCUGAAGUUAUAGCGCUGGCGAUAGCAAUACUCUGCUUGGUCGUUUCUAUCAUUGGAAACAUUACUUUAUUCUGCCGCCGGAUUUCAAGAGCAGGUUGUUCACGAUGUAAAGGAAAUGAAAACGUUGCUUUGCAUUCGAGACAUGACAACUCAAGCCAACCUGUGCAUGAUAUUACUGAAGGUGGACAUAAUCUGAACUAUGCUGCGGUGCAUUUCUCUGGAAGGAAGGCUACAAGAGGAGGAAAGAAGAGAGAGAUGGAGACUGAAGAAAGUGUGUACUCUCAAGUUAAAUGCUGAAUGUGAAUGUGAGUCUAUUAAAAAUGUAAAUUGGUUGAUCAUACUGACCUCUGACAAAGAUUUACACUAAAUUAGGAUUAAU